AUGGCGUUCAACCAGGGAAACAAUAAUUCUACGACAAGACCGACAUUCGGCUUUGGUCAGAAUCCAGGCGGAUUCUCUUUUGGUAGCUCGACUAAUGCAGCAUCUCCGUCUUUCGGCGGCGCAAUGCAAAAUAACAACUCAAUAUUAAGUUUUGGCUCGGCGUCUCAAAGCGCAACGCCACUGACAUUCGGCGCAUCACAAACAACAGCAGCGACAUCCCCGUUUGCUACUGCGAUCACUAGUAGUGCGGGAACUUCUCCGUUCGCUGCAGCACAGUCACCACAAACCUUUUCCGGAUUUGGUGGAUUGGGUUUUGGAGGACCUUCGCAGGCGGCCUCUACCAGACCUUCGUUUGGUGGAAUCAAUGCUUCUACAACUUCCGCUCCUGCUUCUACUGGGCUUGGCUUCGGUUUUGGGGGGCUUUCGCAGGCGUCCUCUACCAAACCUUUGUUUGGUGGAACUGCAAAUACCACCACCACAACUUCUACUUCUGCACCCUCUGGGCUUGGCCUUGGUUUUGGGGUGCCGACGCCUACCAAACCUUUGUUUGCUUCCACCAAGUCGCCGCUUGGUGGAGCUGUAAAUACUGCUAAUACUACUAAUUCCACUGGGUUAGGCUUUGGCUUUGGAGGACUUUCUCAGGCGGCCUCUCCUAAACCUUUUUUAGGUGGAAUGUCGCAGGCGAGUUCCACCAAACCUUCGCUCGGAAGUAAUUUCUUUGCUCGAUCUACAACACCACAAACAACGACAUCAACUUCAGCAACGACAUCAAGAUUACCAAAACCAAUUUCAACACCAGCAACGACAUCAGGAUCAGCUCCGACGAUUCCUAAUUGGUUGAAGACUGCAUCAAUUGAAGAUAUUAUGAACAAGUGGAAUAAGGAUUUAGAUGUAUGCGAAAAGGGAUUUCAUAGUCAAGCAAAGGAAAUUGGUGAAAUGGACCGUAAAGUCAUCGAUAAUAUUGGGAAAGUCGGUGAAAUUGCUAACCAAGUUGAAAGUAUCAAAAGCAUUCAGCAAGUAAUUCGUUCAGAUCUGGAUAAUAUAGCUGAGCAAUCCGGGUAUUUGGAGAAAAUAGUUGAACAAUAUGAAACGAAAUAUGCAAAUAUUACUGCAGAGACAGCAGUUGACAAAACGCGCGAGAAAAGUUAUAAACUGGUCGAGUCGAUGAAUGAAGAUUUGGAUAAAAUGGGUCAAACUCUGGCUACAAUAAUAACAGAAGUCAAUCGUAACAUGUCAACAUCAAAUGCUGUUGCUUUGGGCGAUGAAACAGACAUUUCUGCACAGAAUGAAGAGGAGGAUGCGCUUGAUGAAGUUGUCAAGAUCUUGAACGCACACCUAACUUCGUUGCAAUGGAUCGAUCAGACAGCCACAAAGUUGUCUGAACAGUUCAAAGCGACCAAGAUUGCGUUAAGAGAUGCCCAGGGAAAUGGGAAUGGUGUUUCAUAA
Messenger RNA from Paraglomus brasilianum, 1446 nucleotides. Lineage: Eukaryota; Fungi; Glomeromycota; Glomeromycetes; Paraglomerales; Paraglomeraceae. The record is from the annotation of a GenBank genome assembly.